Rhinocladiella mackenziei CBS 650.93 is the source of this 735-nucleotide messenger RNA. RefSeq lists its product as uncharacterized. The coding region runs from base 1 to 735 and encodes 244 amino acids. The record is from RefSeq and is a predicted model, not a curated record. The transcript has a single exon. NCBI's taxonomy places the organism in Eukaryota, Fungi, Ascomycota, Eurotiomycetes, Chaetothyriales, Herpotrichiellaceae.
AUGUGGCCCUUCAAUUCCUCGCAAGUCAACCAAACGGAUGAGGGCCCUGUACCACCGAUACUGCAAAGUGAUUCCCACACUGAACCUCCCACAACACAGUCUGCGCAAGAAACAUUGCAACCGCCGACCGAGGAGAGGGCGGUCACGUUUACAGGAUGGCCAAAUGAACGACUCUCGAUCCCCUUUAUUCUUCGUGCACCUACCUUGAUGCUCGCAUCAUUUGCUUGUGGCUUCACCUUGGGAGCUUCCCAAGGGUCACAGAAAGGAGCAUAUCGCUAUCGCGCCGAAAAUGCUCAUCGCUUACCGACCACGCAGACAGGGUGGUUUUUAUAUCAAAAAUCGAAAAAUUACCAUGCCAUGCUUGGAGGGAUAAAAGAAGGAUGCAGAUUCGGAUCCAUUUGCUUGGGGUGGGCAACCCUAUUCAUGGUCACUGAAGAGAUGGUUGAUCUGUCCAGAGCCCGGCUGUUGGCUCGAGGGGAUGAUGAUAUCGUGACUGGGCAAAGAGAUGCUGGAAGUACAGUCAUUGCAGGAAUGAGCCUGGCAGGUUUCUACAGCUGGAAACGAGGACUGGAUCAUUUUGCUGCGGCCCGGACGGCAAAGGUUGCGCUGAAAUUCUCUGUCAUGUACGGCUUGAUACAAGAUCUAACCGCCACAAUUCGAGGGAAGCCCCCGGCUUAUAUUGCGUGGCUGAAGAAAAAGACUUUCUCGCAAAGUGACGGCGAAAGCAUGGGCUAG